UUUCUGAUUUGAACGGGUAUUGAAUACAAAACAAAAUAUAAAGACGCCCAAGAAUGUCUUUCUGUCAGUUUAACGGUGGCGAGAUUUACAAGGAGCAUUUCCAGCCAGGUGUGUACGUCUGCUCCACCUGCAGCCACCCUCUGUUUACCAGUCGCUCUAAAUUCGCCCAUUCCUCCCCAUGGCCUGCCUUCACCGAGACCAUCAGGGAGGACAGCGUGACCAGGAUGAUGGAGUCCCUCACCGCUUUUAAGGUCCUGUGUGGCAAGUGUGGCAACGGACUGGGUCAUGAGUUUGUGAACGACGGACCGGGGCAGGGUCUAUCGCGCUUCUGAAUAUUCAGCCACUCGCUGAAGUUCGUCCCCAAUAAAGGCUAAGGGGGCGACCAAUAGGGUGUGAUUGUGACCGAGAAUGCUAGCCACCUA
Molecule: messenger RNA, 422 nt
Organism: Gadus chalcogrammus (walleye pollock)
Lineage: Eukaryota; Metazoa; Chordata; Actinopteri; Gadiformes; Gadidae
Gene: msrb1b
Product: methionine sulfoxide reductase B1b
Exons: 4
Molecular function (GO): peptide-methionine (R)-S-oxide reductase activity
Source: RefSeq, a predicted model, not a curated record